GUUUCCCAAAAAAUGAUGCCGCGGCUCGGUUCCGACCCCAUGUGGCCUUGGGUUACACCGUGCUUCCCAGAACCCUCUUGCCAAGCGGCAGAACGCCACUUGAGAAACCGACGCAGUCCGAAUCAGGAUGCGGAAAAGGACCUCGUUGACUCAAACUGGACGCGCUAGUGAUGCCAACUGCAUGAAACCGCUCACUCUGCUCCCAACAGCUCCAGUGAGGAAGUACCAUUGCUGGUUUAAAGUUACGCUGACGGCACAUCGACGAGGCCGAAGAACCCCCAUCGCCGCAUUCCAAGUUGAGCAACCGAGUGGUAUUACUUACCCCUAACCCCUGAAUCAAGUCGGCCUUCGGAACCACUUCACUUACACGGUCGGACACCACCAAGAAAGCCGCGAUGGCGACCCUCCGCGAGAACGGGGGCUUACACAUCGACACAGUCGCCCGCAUCAUCCGGAACACACUCCUAAACGAGUGGCUCGCUUUCCCGGCCGCGGCGGUGAUUACUUGGCUCCGCCAACCCAACUCGGUCGGCUAUCUGCGCCGGGCCCUCUGGUACGCGCGCCGCUACAACAUCCGGCUGACAUACCUCCGGCUUACCUGGCUCGGCCGCGUGGCUCUCUACCUCGGGAGCGCGGGCCUCUUACUCUCGGCCAACGACUUCCUCAACAAAUGGGCCUCCAACAACUGGACCGCCUCCCGGCCCGGCGAGUGGGCGCACUGGGAGCGCGAGAUCGUGGUGGUGACGGGCGGGAGCAGCGGGGUCGGCGCGCAGGUGGUGCAGGGCCUGCUGGCGCGCAACAAGCGCACGCGCAUCGUCAUCAUCGACUUUGCGCCGCUCCGGUGGACGCCGCCGGCGGGGGCGCUGGGGAAGAACCUGCACUACUACCAGGCGGACCUGUCCAAGCCGGACGCGAUCCGCGCCGUGUGCGAGCGGGUGCGCCGUGAGGUCGGCCACCCGACCGUGCUGCUCAACAAUGCCGGGCUGGUGCGCGGGUUUGGGCUGAUCGAGGGCUCUUAUGCUGAUGUCGAGGUCACGCUCAAGACCAACUUGACGGCGCCGUUCUUGUUGAUCAAGGAGCUUUUGCCGGACAUGGUUCGGAACAACCACGGCCACAUCUUCAACGUGUGCUCGACCAGCGCGCUCAUGCCGCCGCCGGAUAUCGUGGAUUACUCGGCGAGCAAGGCCGGUAUUCAGGCGCUGCAUGAGGGGUUAUGCAACGAGUUGCGGUCUCGUUAUAACGCGCCGAGAGUGAGGGUGACGAAUGGAGUCUUCAACUUCAUCCGGACGCCGUUGGUGAGCGGGACCUCCACGCAGCCGCAGUUCGUUAUGCCGAUGUUGCAUGUCGAGACGGUGAGCGAGGCGAUAGUGGAUGCCCUCUACAGCGGGUACGGAGGUGUGAUCUAUCUGCCCGGAGUUAUGAGAUAUGUUGCCAUGCUGAGGGCCGCUCCCGAGUGGUUUAUUCACACCUUCAUCGCGGGUACCACAUCUCGUCUGGCCAUCGAUUUCAAGGGGCGCCAGCGGAUCGAUGAGACGGGGGGUGUGCAGCCCGUUGACAAGAAACCGUGAGCUGAUGACCAUGGUGUUACUUUGUUGGUCAGUUAAGCAACAAGCGAAAUCCUUUUUGAAUCAAAUAGAGCAUCUAUAUUUCUAGUUACUUUUAACGUUGUUAACUCUCACUACACG
Messenger RNA from Chaetomium fimeti, 1685 nucleotides. RefSeq lists its product as uncharacterized. The transcript is spliced from 2 exons. Bases 396 to 1568 code for a protein of 390 amino acids. NCBI's taxonomy places the organism in Eukaryota, Fungi, Ascomycota, Sordariomycetes, Sordariales, Chaetomiaceae. Gene Ontology annotation, molecular function: oxidoreductase activity, acting on the CH-OH group of donors, NAD or NADP as acceptor. The record is from RefSeq and is a predicted model, not a curated record.